Messenger RNA from Adelges cooleyi (spruce gall adelgid), 1369 nucleotides. RefSeq lists its product as uncharacterized. The coding region runs from base 40 to 1113 and encodes 357 amino acids. Lineage: Eukaryota; Metazoa; Arthropoda; Insecta; Hemiptera; Adelgidae. The record is from RefSeq and is a predicted model, not a curated record. Gene Ontology annotation, cellular component: nucleosome. Gene Ontology annotation, molecular function: DNA binding; protein heterodimerization activity; structural constituent of chromatin. Gene Ontology annotation, biological process: nucleosome assembly. The transcript is spliced from 3 exons.
UUCAGUCUACCGCAGCUCUCCGAACGACAAUCAGCAACAAUGACCGGACGCGGCAAAGGAGGAAAAGGUUUGGGAAAAGGAGGCGCCAAACGUCAUCGUAAAGUGCUCCGGGACAACAUCCAAGGAAUCACCAAGCCGGCCAUUCGUCGGUUAGCCCGCCGCGGUGGUGUCAAACGUAUCUCCGGCCUGAUCUACGAAGAGACCCGCGGAGUGUUGAAGGUGUUCCUGGAAAACGUAAUCCGCGACGCCGUCACUUACACCGAGCACGCCAAGAGGAAGACCGUCACCGCCAUGGACGUGGUCUACGCUCUGAAACGCCAAGGCCGCACUCUGUACGGAUUCGGAGGUUACUACCGGCCAACUAUUUCGACGACCCGCAAACCGUGUACAACCGCAGUCACUAUGGCACCAGGAGGUAAAUCCGCAGGCAAGGCCAUGAAGAAGUCCGGCAAGGCGCAGAAAAACAUCACCAAGUCCGACAAGAAGCGCAAGCCGAAGAGGAAAGAAUCGUACGGUAUUUACAUCUACAAGGUGUUGAAACAAGUGCACCCCGACACCGGCGUUUCCUCCAAGGCUAUGAGCAUCAUGAACAGCUUCGUCAACGACAUUUUCGAACGCAUCGCCGCCGAAUCCAGCCGUCUGGCCCACUACAACAAGCGUUCGACCAUCACCAGCCGGGAGAUCCAGACCGCCGUCCGUCUCCUGUUGCCCGGUGAAUUGGCCAAGCACGCCGUCAGUGAAGGCACCAAGGCCGUGACCAACUUCAGUCUACCGCAGCUCUCCGAACGACAAUCAGCAACAAUGACCGGACGCGGCAAAGGAGGAAAAGGUUUGGGAAAAGGAGGCGCCAAACGUCAUCGUAAAGUGCUCCGGGACAACAUCCAAGGAAUCACCAAGCCGGCCAUUCGUCGGUUAGCCCGCCGCGGUGGUGUCAAACGUAUCUCCGGCCUGAUCUACGAAGAGACCCGCGGAGUGUUGAAGGUGUUCCUGGAAAACGUAAUCCGCGACGCCGUCACCUACACCGAGCACGCCAAGAGGAAGACCGUCACCGCCAUGGACGUGGUCUACGCUCUGAAACGCCAAGGCCGCACUCUGUACGGAUUCGGAGGUUAAUUCCCGACGACCGUUCGCUUUGCACCCUACCUACUGUUCUUUAAAACGGCCCUUUUCAGGGCCACCAUUUUAUAUUAUUUAAAAUUGUCGGUUAACGUUUAUUAUGUCAUUUAAUGCAGCGAGUAUAUUUAAUGAGUAUUCUAAGUUAUGAGACUGGAGGUGCAUAAUAAUAGUUAAUUUUAUCAAGUAUUUAUACCGUAAAAACUGACAAAACGUUGUAGCGUAUUGCCAUUAUAAUAAUAUAAAUAACUACACG